AUGAAAACUUUAGCUCUUACUCUGGUUGUGGUGAUGAUGCUGUCAGUGAUGCAAGUGACUUCUGCCCGCAGGGCUUAUUGCCUGUUGCCUCCAAAUGCUGGUCGUGGACAACUAGCUAAAACGAGAUUCUAUUGGGACACUGCAGCAGCACAGUGUCGGCAGUUCACCUACAGAGGCUGGGGUGGAAACGCCAACAGAUUUGUCACGCGCGAAAAUUGUAGGACUCACACCAAGAUGAAAACUUUAGCUCUUACUCUGGUUGUGGUGAUGAUGCUGUCAGUGAUGCAAGUGACUUCUGCCCGCAGGGCUUAUUGCCUGUUGCCUCCAGAUGCUGGUCGUGGAGACCUGGCUAAAAAGAGAUUCUAUUGGGACACUGCAGCAGCACAGUGUCGGCAGUUCACCUACAGAGGCUUGGGUGGAAACGCCAAUAGAUUCGCCACGCUCGAAAAUUGUAGGACUGUAUGUCUUGAAUGA
Ylistrum balloti is the source of this 474-nucleotide messenger RNA. RefSeq names its product tissue factor pathway inhibitor-like. NCBI's taxonomy places the organism in Eukaryota, Metazoa, Mollusca, Bivalvia, Pectinida, Pectinidae. The record is from RefSeq and is a predicted model, not a curated record. Bases 1 to 474 code for a protein of 157 amino acids. Gene Ontology annotation, molecular function: serine-type endopeptidase inhibitor activity. The transcript is spliced from 4 exons.